UGCUGCUGCUGCUGCCGCUCCGUGCCCCGCUGGCCGCGCCGGGCGCAGGCAGAGCCGCCAGCCUCGGGGAGAUGCUGCGGGAGGUGGAGGCGCUGAUGGAGGACACCCAGCACAAGCUCCGCAAUGCCGUGCAGGAGAUGGAAGCUGAGGAGGAAGGGGCAAAAAAGCUGUCAGAAGUCAGAUUUGAAGAUUUACCUCCCAAUUACCAUAAUGAGUCCAGCACAGAAACCAGAGUGGGCAACAGAACUGUUCAGACCCAUCAGGAAAUUGAUAAGGUCACAGAUAACAAAACUGGAUCAACAGUUUUUUCUGAGACAGUUAUUACAUCCAUAAGAGAUGGAGAAAACAAAAGGAACCAUGAGUGCAUCAUUGACGAGGACUGUGAGCCAGGGAAGUUCUGCCUCUUCUCCCCCUCGGAGUACCGAUGUCAGCUCUGCAAGCCCCAGCACACGCGCUGCUCUCGGGACGCCGAGUGCUGCGGGGAGCAGCUGUGCCAGUGGGGCCACUGCAGCAGCACCGCGAGCAGGGGAGAGAACGGCACCAUCUGCGAGAGACAGCAGGACUGCAGCCCUGGCACCUGCUGUGCCUUCCACACAGAGCUGCUGUUCCCCGUGUGCACGCCCCUGCCUGAGGAGGGGGAGCCCUGCCUCGACCCUUCAGACCGACUCCUGAACCUCAUCAGCUGGGAGCUGGAGCCCGACGGGGUCCGGGAGCGCUGUCCGUGCGCAGGGGGCCUGAGCUGCCAGCCCCGGAGCCACAGCACUGCCUCCGUGUGUCAGCCGCCUGCCAAUGGAACCCAGCACGCUGAGAGAGAAGAGCCCUCGCUGAUGGAGGAGAUGCCCUUUCUCAGCCUGAUGCCCCAAGAUCUCCUCUCUGAUUACGAGGACAGCAGUGUCAUUCAGGAAGUGCGAAGAGAAUUAGAAAGCCUGGAGGACCAAGCGGGUUGGAAGCCUGAGCCUGACUCAGCUCAGGAGCUGGUUUUGGGAGAUGAAAUCUAAAGCCCAAGCACCAGUCUAGUUAGUUAUUUCUAGAUUUUUUUCUGUUUAGUGUCUUGCUUGUUUGAACCCUGAUCACACACUGCUGGAUAGAAGUGCAAUAAACAAGGCCUGCAAGGAGCAUCCUUCUCUCUGUCCCAGCUGCUGUGGAGUCCAUGCAGUGCCUGGACCAAAGCUCCUGCCACAGGGGAACCCCACGAGUGCCCUGCUGGAUUUGUACUUUCCCCCUGUAUGUCAGAAAUAAACUUCUCAGUACUUGUACUCAUUAAAAAAUGCACACAGGCAUAAAUCAUUUUCAAUUA
Messenger RNA from Cyanistes caeruleus (blue tit), 1297 nucleotides. The record is from RefSeq and is a predicted model, not a curated record. NCBI's taxonomy places the organism in Eukaryota, Metazoa, Chordata, Aves, Passeriformes, Paridae.